Molecule: messenger RNA, 3198 nt
Organism: Trichomonas vaginalis G3
Lineage: Eukaryota; Parabasalia; Trichomonadida; Trichomonadidae
Product: serine/threonine-kinase ULK4-like protein-related family
Exons: 1
Coding region: 1-3198 (1065 amino acids)
Biological process (GO): cytokinesis by cell plate formation; protein phosphorylation; phragmoplast assembly
Molecular function (GO): microtubule binding; protein kinase activity; ATP binding
Source: RefSeq, a predicted model, not a curated record
AUGUCACAGCGAAAUCAGAUUGAAGUUCAAACAUAUACAAAAAUUGGCACUGGUCGUCCUUCGCCAACUGGUGAAUACCAACCAACAAUCACAUAUAAAGGCCGUUUAAAAAACUCGAUUAACUAUAUCGCAAUUAAAAGUAUCGAUAUUAAAAGGCAAGACGACGCCUACAAUUUAUACAACUUCCUGAAAGAUCAAAAUCAUCCACAUAUUCUUAAAAUUUAUCACUGGUAUAAAACUGCGAAUCAUUUUUGGUAUUAUAUUGAAUAUUGUCCAGGUGGAACGCUUCUAGAUCUUCUUGAGCAAGAUGUACGUCUUCCUGAAUCAAUUAUUAAGAUUUUUGCCGUUGACAUUUUAGAUGCUUUAUUCUAUUUACACACAAAUGGAGUUAUUUUGAAAGAUAUGCAACCAAGAAAUAUACUUAUUAACGAGUGUGGAAGCCUAAAAAUAGCAGAUUUUACUCGCGCCGAAUCAAUUGAUAAACCACAAUCUUUAAAUGUCAUUGUAGAUGAAGAUAUGAUCGAAUACUUAGCACCAGAAUUAUUACUUGAGAACGGAAUCGGCUCAUUUGCUUCCGAUUUAUACUCAUUUGGAGCAUUAUUAUAUCGAAUGGCUGCAGGACAAGUUCCUUUCAAGUCGUCACUUGCUCGUGACCCAGAAUCUGCACUUUUCCAUGAAGCGCCACCACUUUUACCCGGAUAUUCUAACGAUUUCAAUGAUUUAGUACAAGCAUUACUACGUAAGAACCCAGCAACACGUCCACAAUGGGCCGAAGUCAUUAAACAUCCAUUCUGGGAGGAUCUACUUACUAAUCGUUCGAAAUCAAGCUCUCCAACCGAAUUUGAUGUUUCUAGAUUGCCAAAGAACCCAACAAGAGAGCAAAACAGACUUGCUGGCAAUCUUACAAGACGCGCUUCAGCAGUUGCCAUACCAGCAAAGGGUGUAGAAUCAGCCAGAAUUUCAACACAAUCAUCUCCAAAAACAAUUGAGUCGAUGAUUAUGACUUCAGAGCUAUUUGAACCUCAGCAACUAUUCCUUAACACUACAAUAGACACUGUUAACAUUCCUUCGUUCAAACCCGAAGAAUUAGAUUUAAAAUUCGAUAUCAACUCUUCCAUCAAGACAGAAGUGAUCAAUGUCUUCGAACAAUGUCUUAAUAACAUCAGAGAUGAAACACCAACAUCGAAAAAAGACCGCCGCAAAUACGGAUACAUCGCAUAUCUUAUUCAAAAAAUUCAAAACGAUUUUGUUGCUGACACAAUUGCAGAAACACCUUUAUUUAGUGAGAUCCUUAAGAUGGCAUUAGAACUCAAGUCAGCCUCCGCAUCAGGGCUAUUGAUUUUAUAUGGCGGAAUUGCACACAACGCACAUAAUAUUUCACCAUCAAAUUUAUCAGAAGAAGCUCUCAAACCAUUGAAAAUUCUUGCUGAAAAAGAAGAGAAAGUUUCGAGAAAAGCCAUUUCCGCUUUUGGCGAAAUUGCUUUUUACAUGGCCAGUGCAAAGACUCCUUUAGUUUUCCCAUCAUUCUUCGAACAGAUCAUCAUGACGAAUCUUCAAAACAACAAAGACGAAAUCAUGCAACAUUACGUGUAUCACAUUGUUUCUGGUAUCGUUCCUUUACCAAAAUGUUCGUCACUUUUUGAUAUAAAGAAAGUUGAAGAGUUAAUGAUGAAAUGCAAUAAUUUUCCACCGGAAAGACCUGCGAUGCUUGAGAGAUACGCGAUUGCUUUAUGCGAAAUCUACCAACAGAUAGAGACAUCAAACAAAGAACACGUUGAAGACAUAAUAAUAAGAUUGAUGUCGAUGGGCGGAAAUUCAUCAAAUACUUGUAGACAAUUGUCAUUGAUGUUGGCUAGUUCUGCGAAAAUGUUGUAUGUUUUGAAGGAUGAACUCGGAAAGUGUUUGGCUGAUACGUUCGAGAAUAUAAAGAUGAAAGCUUUGUUGAGUGUUUGUCUUUGUUUUGGUGAUGAUUUGAAGAAUUUUCUCGGACUUUCAAGUCGAUUUUUGUUUGUUUUGGACAAAUUCGCACAAGAUAAUUGGAAUGAAGUUGACGCGGUUAGUAACUGGUUUGCGCAGAUUGCGUGGAAGAUCAUUAAAGGUAAUGAUUACAGCUUGUUCCAGAUAAUUACUCCUGCUUUGAUUGUUAAAGUUUGCAGAGAAAAAAUGUGGACAAAUUCAUUCCAAAAAACAUUCGGAGAAAAAUUGUUGCAAAUGGAUUUCACGAAUCCAGAUGCCGUCUACGCUUUGCAAGUGUUGGAAGCUGCUGUUCAUGAAGGUGUUUGUUCAUUCGAACUCGUUACUUAUAUAUCAAAAGCUUUCGAAUCUCCUGAAAAAGAUACACGAUUUUUGUCAUUGAAAAUCGUUGCGGAUUUGAACUCAAAUGCUUCGAAGAACAACACAGAAUUGGCAUCAUUCGUGCUUGAGAAAGUAUUACCAUUGGCACCAACAAUACUAAAUAACUCAAAACAGUCAGAAGAUGAUUUAAUUUCGGAACAAGUUUUGAAAAUUUUGUCAUUCACAGCAAAUAACGACAAAAACUGCGUUCCUGUCAUUGCCAAGAAAGAAAUCUAUCCGAGAGUGUUCGAGAAGAUGUGCCAGAGUCCUUCUGCAUUGUUGUUGACUUACCAUAUCAUUCAAUUCUCAGGAGACAUAAUUGAUAAUUUUGUUGAAAGUGGACUUUUGGAAGCGAUUUCUGAUGCCGUGAAGAAAGAGAAUAUUCCGGAUUCAUUCGAUGUAUUGUAUGCUAUACUUAACCCUUUAACAAAACAACUCACGAGCUCCCCAAAUAGCCAACAAGUUCUCUCAGUAAUCUCAAAAAUUUCUAAAUUGGCCGAACUCACAAAAAUUUGUGCUGAACGGUUAUUUUUGGGAACUACAAAAAUUUUGAAUUGUUUACAAGUGGAAAUUUACAUUUUCUCUUACCUUCCGAACGCUAUAAGGUGUCCAUUUGAAGAUGCUUUCCCUGCUCUUGCAUGCCGAAUCAAGGAAGCAAAGUUUUCGCAAGAACACGCUAAUGUAGCAAAAAGAUUUAUAGAAAUGCUGUUUUACGUGUCAACAAAGAGUACUCAGACUGAACUGGUGAAACAAGCAAUGAGAAACUGUAGUGAUUUCAUGAACGCACUCUUUGAAGCUUCUGAAUCUCCAAUCAUAGAAUUAUCUAAUCCUUCGAAGUCAUUAUUGCAAAUCAUUAAUGCAUGA